This is a messenger RNA of Echinostoma caproni, 297 nucleotides long. NCBI's taxonomy places the organism in Eukaryota, Metazoa, Platyhelminthes, Trematoda, Plagiorchiida, Echinostomatidae. The record is from the annotation of a GenBank genome assembly.
AUGAGAAGCUCAGUCUCAGAAAGUUUGCGCACGCUGAUUACCCCAUCAGCUCCGAUUGAUGGUGGACGUUUCAAUGCCGUUUGGAAGAUCAUCACGGGUGAUGAGACCUGGUUGUACAAUUUCGACCCAGAGACUAAGCAACAAUCGGCUCAGUUGAAGCCGAUUGGUGGGGCGCUAUCUCAGAAUUUCCGACGCGAGCACAGCGUGGCAAAGAAGAUGGUGGUUAUGUUCAUGGUCAAAACCGGUCAUGUGGCUACUGUACCGCAUGUAUGGCAAAGCACAGUCAGCAGAGGUUGA